Molecule: messenger RNA, 4809 nt
Organism: Haliotis rufescens (red abalone)
Lineage: Eukaryota; Metazoa; Mollusca; Gastropoda; Lepetellida; Haliotidae
Product: hemicentin-1-like
Exons: 13
Coding region: 48-2393 (781 amino acids)
Molecular function (GO): protein binding
Source: RefSeq, a predicted model, not a curated record
UGUUCACAUAGCUACUCCGCACAAUGUAAGACAGGGUAGGGAACAUCAUGUUGUUCGCUGCGUUUGUUUUCACCUCUCUACAAUGUGCCAUGGCAGGUACACUGUUCAGAAAAGUUGGAGGUAACCUUGACGUUGAUGUUCCGCUCAAUUCGUUGCCAUUCCUAUAUGUGGUCAGUCCUAAUCAUGAACUGUUAUGUGUAAUAAUCCAAGUGAAAGAGACGAUGGAAAUAUUCCCUGGUCAUCAUAAGAUGUUCCGAUGCAGAAAUUCCACCGAGAUGGGAAAGGUCAAGAUGUCUUUGACCAACAUAACCAGAGAGGAUGCAGGACCCUAUGGUUGGUCACUGGGCUCAAUGCAAAGGACCAACGGCACGCUGAUGACGUUGUUUGUGACAGACAGACCAACUCUCCCGACCAUACACCUUCUAGAAACUCCUGUUUUCGGUCACCAAGUCACAGUUAGAUGCGAGUCAAAUUCAACAACCAUACCCGCGAACCAUUCCCUGGUAAUGGGAUACCAGUGGUUCCAGUACAAUCAUCUACUUGGUAACAACAGCAACAUCGGUAUUUUUGGACAUUCGUUAAUAAUAACACAUCUCAAAAGCCGUCGGGAACGCCAGUAUGAAUGCUUGGCAACUGAGGGAGAGUCUGAAUCACCCAUGGCGACACUAAAGUUCACUCCUGAAUAUGGACCAUACGACCUUGAUGUUAAUGUAUCUGGGACAGCGAGGCUUGAAGAGGAUACCAGCUUGUCUGUGUCGUGUGCUGCUGACUGUAAACCAGCCUGUACCUACAUGUGGCUGAAACAGGAGAGACGACUGCAUGACACAGAGUCAGGGAUGAUGGUACUGCAACAGGUCAGAAGGAUACAGAGUGGGUACUAUAGCUGCAAGGCUUCCAAUAUCCAUGGCGAUCUGUCAAAGCCAGUCCUUGUGGACGUUCUGUAUCAACCACACAUUGUAAAAGGAGCAACCUUUACUCGGACACAAAAAAUCAACGAGGGUCAAGAGGUUGAUAUGAGAUGUGAUGUCGACAGCAACCCAGCACCAACCACCACGUGGCUGAAAGACGGCAUCACAGUGAAGCAGAGGGUGCUCGAUGGGGAUGUGCCCACGAUCAGCGGAGCCCAGCACAUCUUCAGCAACAUCUUCACAAAGAAAAGUGCAGUUUGUCGAGAUGGCGGCCGGUACAGAUGCCAAGCCAAGAAUGGUGUUGGAACUGUAGCAGAGGAGACCGUUACUCUGAGUGUGAUGUGUUCUGUGCGCAUGGCCGGUGAUCAUCCUCGUUCAUUCAUUACCCCGAGAGGAACAACGCAGAAUGUCACAGUAGAUGUCAUCGCUUACCCCGAACCGGAACUUGUUGGAUGGAAGCAUAUUGUGGGUGGCAAGGAGGCCGUGGUCCACAAACAGAGGGUUAUCAUGACGUAUGUUGCCAUGCCAAAUGAAUUUGAACAUCGUGUGAUUUUAACGCAUAUAGACGUGAUGGACAGUGACCAAGGGGAGUAUAGUACAGAAAUGACCAAUGGUGUUGGAAGAAGCCUUGAGUACAGUUACAUCAUAACUGUUCAAGUUCCUCCUAAGGCACCCGAGGAUCUGACAGUUGCCUUUGUUGGAGAAACAUAUGCUACUAUCAAGUGGAGGGAAGGAUUUAAUGGACACGCUAUUCAACACUUUGAAAUAUCAUUCAAACAUGCACGUGCAACCAAGAACCAACCCUGGACUGUUGACCCGACCAUGAUCAAUGAAGGCACCACGCAGGUAAACCUCCGUGGCUUAGACGAAAGAACUGGGUACAGGAUCCGUGUUCGAGCAUGGAACGACAUUGGAACAAGCGGUUACUCCAACGAGCUGAUUAUUCAGACAUAUGGACAAGGGAAAACAGCCCAAGCAGAGAGUCGCUCGGAACCACGUGACCGGGAGGGACAAACAACCCAGCGCACAAUAUCGGAUCACGCAUCUUCUGAUGAAAACACUCACGUGAAGGAAAAUGAAACAUCAUUCAAUGGGUUCUAUCCUCAAUCACACGGUUCUCGUAUCACUGGGAUCGUAUUCGCUUUGAUCGGAACAUCUGUGGUGUUCCUAAUUGUUUGGUUUCUCUUAUUGAAAGGACCAUUAAAGUGUAUGCUGAUGCGCCUCGGCGUCAGCCUGAACCAGCACAGGCAAAUCAGAGUACUGGAAAACUCGUAUGAGUUGUCGACACAAGGCGACUGUGGCGCUGAUGGAUAUGAUGAUGGUGACGAGAAGGCUGGAUGCUCAUCGCGAUUAAGCGAACACAUCUAUGACGUGCCUGACGUGGUGGGGGCGUCAAGCAAUGACGCACCUGCCCUGUACUUGACAACAUCAGAAAGAUACACAAAACUGGAACAACCCCGCCAGAGAAUGACAUGUGAAUUUUAGUUAUUCGCGAUUCAUAAGUCAGAUUACUUUCUGAUCCAAAAUCCCACAUUGACACGCCGUGAUAUAACUGCGAUAUUGUAUAAUCAGUUUAAAGCGGCGUUAAACCAAACGCAUGCACUGAUGUAAAUAAUAUACUUUGUCAUUCAUAUGCAUAUGAUCGCAAACAUAGUGUUCAAAGUGUAAACAUAUUAUUCAUAUUAAAUAGUCACAAUAAAAAUUUAAUAAAAAUAAUAAUACUAUCGUUAUUCAACCAUAAGUUUCGAGUGUGUGUCCUGAUCUCAUCUUUAAAAACAUUACGUGUAUUUGAAGGCACACCAUAAUUAUUUUUUUAAAAAUUUAUUGCACGGCGCCAGUUUAUGGUUUGAGAAAGUUACAUGGUGAUGAGUAAUAGUUGGAAAGAUGUAAACAAACUUUUAAAAGAAGCUUUAUCUUCGUCUCACAUAUUAUAUUAUACAUAAAUUAUUAUGAAAAUAUUUUUUAAAACAUUCCUAACUGUAAAUUAUUACCCUAAACAUCGGGCACAAUCCGUUUACCUGCCCCUUCGCCUGCAGCCGCAAGGAGGCGAAGCUAAGAGUACAGUCAAGCUGUUUCCAACUGAAUUCAGCAUUUCGCUGCGGUGAAACGUUGACCCAUUUCCGUGUAGCGGGUCUGUCUGUCGAGAGGGACAGGGACAGACCUACAUCAUAGCGCUAUGUGGCAAAAGUCGACCCAGUUAUCGGGUAGCGAGAUAUUAGCACUUCUCGACAGUGUUAAUAAUAGACGUGUUAGGCUACAGGAGUAAACGUAUAAGCAUUAGGAAGCUUACUCUCAUAGAGAAGUAUGGUUCAUGGUUAAAAUAAACCCGCACUCACAACGUUAUGGGUUUUAAUUUUAACAAUCUGCAUGUCUCCACUAAUUUACUUCAUUAUAAAAUAAUAUUACAACAAUGUAGCUAUUACUUUGAAAAGAUUAAUUAUGAAGAAAUAUUAAUAACGUUACCACUGUAAAUAUAUCAUGUAUACCACAAUGAUUGUGUCAGCCUUAUACCCUUGUUCCUUCAAAACCAUAACAAAUGUUUCGGGAAGUCAUUGUUGUGAAAACAUAUUACUAGUUGUGUUUUCAAUAAAUACUUUUAUAUUAUAUAAAUAAUAAAAACUGAAAUGUGCCAUAUUCUUAUUCUUGAUUCUGAAGGUACCACAUGCAAAUUACAAUCCUUUUAUCGUAUGCUGAGUGCAUGUGCGCUUUGUGGCAGUAUAGAUACUUGCAUCAAUAGAUAGGUAUGCUACAAAAUCCCUUUGCGCCGUGUUGAUCUGCUGGAUCAAAGUUGUCUUGUAUUAUAUUAUACUAUACAUACAACCCAAGCUGCUUAAGGGAGCUAGAGGUUUCCAUCUCACAUACUGGAACCUACCUAUUCCCUGCUGGGUGAGCGGAGGCACAUUUUAACUAAGUCACUUGGCCUGUGUGACACCACACCUUUUGACACGUGUUUCGUGUUUCCACCAUCUGGUCAUCUGGGGCGGUCGGGUAGCCUAGUGGUAAAAGCGUUCGCUCGUCACGCCGAAGACCCGGGUUCGGUUCCCGACAUGGGUACAAUGUGUGAAGCCCAUUUCUGGUGUCCCCCGCCGUGAUAUUGCUGGAAUAGUUCUAAAAGCGGCGUAAAAUCAUACUCACUCACUCACUCUGGUCAUCUAACAGUGGAUGAGUGGGUUCUUUAGAGUGCACAGGGUGAAAGAGUGAGUAUGGUUUUACGCCAUUUUUUUAAUCAAUAUUCCAGCAAUAUCACGGCGGGGCUUCACACAUUGUGCCCAUGUGGGGAAUCGAACCCGGGUCUUCAGCGUGACGAGCGAACGCUUAAACCACUAGGCUACUCGACCGCCCCUGCACAAGGUAAAUGUCCUGUACACUAGGGGUGAUGACAACACUGUAAAGACCUGUAAAUAGUAUUGGUACCAAGGCUGAAUAACAACCCGGUGACGAUCUCAGCACCUUACGAUUGCUAGACUGGUUCUUUUGACCGCUUGCACAACCCGCCCCCAUUCUCAUUUUCAGAUAUUUAAAACGACCUAAAACCAGCCUUUGUUACACAUUCUAGUCGUGCCGUGUUCGGUGUUGUUAAAUUAAACACUUCAAGUGUUGAAACGGUGACUUGAAUAUUCAUUUAUGUUUAUCCGUGUUUUCCUUAUGUCUCACCGUAAUAAUCCUUCUUUGACAGUUUUUUUUAUUGUUUGAAUGUAUAUAUAUAUAAUGCAUAACGUUUUGAUAGUCACGAUAUGGCUGAAAUACUGCCGAUGUGACAAUAAAUCUUAACUCACUCACCCACUCACUCACCCACUCACCGUAAUAACACGAUGUUUUAUAUGUUUGUGUUAUAUCUGUAAGCUUUGUCAUGUACAGAUGUCAACAUGUUCAAUUCAUUUUCAAUAUAUAUGCUACUGAA